This is a messenger RNA of Microthlaspi erraticum, 303 nucleotides long. Lineage: Eukaryota; Viridiplantae; Streptophyta; Magnoliopsida; Brassicales; Brassicaceae. The record is from the annotation of a GenBank genome assembly.
AUGACAAACGAUCAUUGUGCUUCAAAACCAGACAUCUCUAGCAUGCCGACUAAUCUCCGUCAUGGUGGCUCAAUACUCGACCCGCGUUUCCAUGCACUCAGGUUGUUGGCACAUACGGCUGUUGAAGAAGCCAAAAGAGCUUCUAAUGAUGCGGGUCCAAGCAAGAAACCCGAACCACAGUUCUUGGCUUUUCCUUCUCCGACGAGAAAACGCAGGUCGACGCUUCAGAAUCCAGAUACUGAAGAAGCCAACUGUCAAGGACCUCAAAGCUCCUAUCCAUGUGUAUUUAAUCGGAUUGAUUGA